UAUUUUAGUGUCAAUGCCAAGCCAAAUUGAUUGAUUGAAUUUGAUUAUACAUUUUACAAAACUACAAUAGUAUUUCUUGUUUCCACGUCGAUUUUCCUCUUCAUUCCAGUCGCAAAAUGAUUCCGAGAACCAUUGUAAGAAGAUUUGUUCCACGUAUAUUUCAUAACUCAAUAACAAUAACCAAUACGAGAGCUAUUUUUAAUUCGAAGUAUCUAUUGCUUUCACACCAAUCUCCAAAUCAUAUUCCGAACACGCUAACACAUCAUCGAGUAUAUUCAACUCCCUCCGAAGUAAAUUUGGAAAAUAUGAUUGUGGAUUUUGAGCAAGUUAAGAAAGCUACAAAUCAAAAAGAUGUACUGAUAGUAGAUGUGAGGGAGCCUGAUGAAAUUAAAGAGCAUGGCAAAAUACCAAACAGUAUCAAUAUACCUUUGGGAAGUGUAACAUCAGUGUUAGCAAAUAUGUCAGACAAAGAAUUUGAGCACACCUACAAAAGACCAAAGCCCACAGAGGAUGCAGAAAUUAUAUUUUACUGCAUGAUUGGAAAGAGAUCAGGCAUGGCCCAGCAGAAUGCUUUCAACUUAGGGUAUAAAAAUGUAAAAAAUUAUUUGGGCAGUUGGACAGAUUGGGCAUCAAGAGUACAGUAAUGAAGUACCCAUUUAUUUAUUGAUUUAUCAAAGUGCUAUAUUAUAUCUAGUCUAUCAUAAACAAAUCUGAGGCUGCUACAAGUGGUGAAAUCUAUGUACUUUCUAUACAUACAUGUUUAAUUAUUAUUUUUUUAAAAUAAUAAAUCAUGCAACUUA
Plodia interpunctella (Indianmeal moth) is the source of this 800-nucleotide messenger RNA. RefSeq names its product rhodanese domain-containing protein CG4456-like. Gene Ontology annotation, cellular component: mitochondrion. The coding region runs from base 117 to 644 and encodes 175 amino acids. Gene Ontology annotation, molecular function: thiosulfate-cyanide sulfurtransferase activity. The record is from RefSeq and is a predicted model, not a curated record. NCBI's taxonomy places the organism in Eukaryota, Metazoa, Arthropoda, Insecta, Lepidoptera, Pyralidae. The transcript is spliced from 4 exons.